AUGUUUAGAAGGUUAGCAUAUCAAUGGCUUCGAGCUUAUCGUCAGUAUCCUCCUAUAAAAUCCAAUGGAGUUAGCACUAUUAACCAACCGUACUUUCGUUACCGUAAGGUAGGUUAUUUAGUACCUUUUGGGGCUGCAUUUUACAUAUACAAUCUGGAUGAAGUACCAGUGACACAUCGAAAGCGGUUCCUAUGGGUACCUCGUAACCUUGAAUUAAUGAUAGGUGACUACUCUUAUAACUGUAUGUUGCAGGAAACCCAAGGGAAGCUUCUUCCUGCUGAUCAUCCCUUGACUGUUGAGGCUACAAAGAUACUGCGAAGGCUUUUGGCAGCUGUGAAGGAUAGAGCAUACUCAGAGGCGCUUUAUUUGGAUAAUUUGGAUUGGAAGGUUCAUAUCGUGAAUGAUUAUAAUCUUCUUCCAAACGCUAUUAUAAUUCCAGGUGGAAGAGUAUUUAUAUAUGGUAAUAUGUUAAAGUUAUGCGAGAACCAAGACGGACUGGCGACGAUUCUCUCACACGAACUUGCCCAUCAGGUUGCAAGACAUAGUGCGGAACAAAUAUCGAAGUCCACAGUUUACCUUGCGGCUUCUAUUAUAUUCAGCUGGCUUACUGGGUUUUAUAUUCCUAAUGACUGGGUUGAUUCGUUGUUAAAGAAGCCCGGAUCAAGAGCAAUGGAGACGGAAGCUGACUUGAUGGGAAUUAUGAUAAUGUCAAAGGCGUGCUUUAACCCCCAGGAAGCAGUUAGGUUGUGGAACAGGGUACAUAAGUUUGAAAAGAUGAGCGGGCAGGAUACCUCUUUUGAUUUUAUGUCCACUCAUCCAGCCAGUGCUAAAAGGGUAGAGAAUAUGAGAAAAUGGUUACCAAAAGCACAGGAAGUGUACGGCGAAAGUUGUGAACCCGUUAAUAAUCUUUAUAAUGUGUUCCAGACAGUAUUUAGGCGUUAUUAG
Molecule: messenger RNA, 945 nt
Organism: Eremothecium sinecaudum
Lineage: Eukaryota; Fungi; Ascomycota; Saccharomycetes; Saccharomycetales; Saccharomycetaceae
Gene: OMA1
Product: metalloendopeptidase
Exons: 1
Coding region: 1-945 (314 amino acids)
Biological process (GO): mitochondrial protein processing; protein quality control for misfolded or incompletely synthesized proteins
Cellular component (GO): mitochondrial inner membrane
Molecular function (GO): metalloendopeptidase activity
Source: RefSeq, a predicted model, not a curated record